Trypanosoma cruzi is the source of this 1788-nucleotide messenger RNA. RefSeq lists its product as uncharacterized. Gene Ontology annotation, cellular component: cilium; intraciliary transport particle B; centrosome. Bases 1 to 1788 code for a protein of 595 amino acids. The transcript has a single exon. NCBI's taxonomy places the organism in Eukaryota, Euglenozoa, Kinetoplastea, Trypanosomatida, Trypanosomatidae. The record is from RefSeq and is a predicted model, not a curated record. Gene Ontology annotation, biological process: intraciliary transport involved in cilium assembly; cilium assembly. Gene Ontology annotation, molecular function: beta-tubulin binding.
AUGCAGGGAGGGUUUGGAGGCACCACCGGCUUUGGACAGACAAGUGGGCUGCGGCCAGGCUCAAGCCUGCGUCCGGGUUCGCAGAUGCGGCCCGGCUCGCAGUUGCGCGGGACGCAGGUGGCUGGCGUGGGUGGGAGCCUGCAGCAGCCAGUGGCGAUUGCAGCGAAGGCACCAGUGACGCUGGAGGGCAUGCGAGCAGCUACGCGGUCUGGAAAUGCGGGGCCGGGGCGUCAGGUAGGUGACCGCAGCUACUACAUUGGCCUGCUGCGGCCGAAGAUCACGGAGCUGACGACGGAGAUUCAGCAACUGAACGAGCAGGAGAGUCUCAUCGAGAAGAACAGUUCCGUGCUUACGCAGCUGCAUCAGCGCGGCAAAAACUUGACGGAGGAGAUCACAAAGCUAAAGGGGACCCUUGCCGAUAUUAAUUUGGCUGUAGAGAAGAGUACAUCGCAGGAUGCCAAUAGCGUCAAAGAUCAGGCCACGAAGCUCACGCAUUUGAAUGUUGAUCGGCGCAAGCAGGUGGACCAAAUGUUUCUUAACGUGAAGGAGGUGGAGACGCAGACGAAGAAGAACCUGCAGAUAUUGGAAGAGGAGAUGCAGCAGCUUGAUCGCCGCAUUAUGGCGGAAAACCAGGACUAUAACCUUUACAACACCACACGGAACGAGGCCUAUGCUGUUUCAGAUGCCGUACUUAACCUUCAGCACCGGGUGCGCACAUUGACGGCGAAACAAGAGCUACACAUGGCACAGCUCGCCACAGACACGGACAAGAGACGGGCAGCGGAGGUGCUGCGGGAGAUCCUGCGCAAACGGCAGCUACGAGAGGAACUCACAAAACAGUGUGCCCUUUCUGUAGACGAGGAGCGACAACUACUUAUCAAACAAGUGAAAACCGCCCGCAACGAUAUUGAGGUGCUGGAGCGUCAAGUGAACGAGACACGCGAUGCCCUCGGCGAGUCUAAGAGCCGCUGUAAUGCCCUGGAUGAGGAGUUAAAAAGCUACAGUGGUGAGAACCUCAAGGCAUUUCAAGAGCUACAAGAGAAGGACCGCGAGUUACAGUCCUUUAUGGAUUCCCUUCCUGAAAGGCAAAGGGAGGAAUCCGAAAAGAUUGCUACAGUGCAGUCGAACAUUUCGUUGCUACUCGAACGCAUCUCUCGGGCGCUGGAGCUACAGAAGCAGAUGCCGGCUGAGGGUGCAUCCCAUGCGUUGCAUGCGCUAGAGAGCGAGGUGGACGCGCGGCGCAAUCAAAUCGAGAGUGACCAGGUGACGCAUCAGCGCCUUGAAAGGGAGUUGCUGGACCGUAAGAUGGAGCUUGAAAAGGUGGAGAACCUAGACAUCAAAAUCAAUGCCGAGCUACAGGCACAUGCACGCAAGAUGGAAGAACAGUCGCAGGAGAUGAUCCGAUACAGCGACUUGGAUGGACUGCGCCGCAAUGUUGAAAAGCGCCAUGAGGAUCUCGUGCGGGAGCGGGCAUUUUUGGUGAAGCUUCGGGACUCCAGCAAGCAUCAGUUAAACGCCCUUAGCGCGUCCAACGAGGCGCUGCGGAAGCGCCUUAAUGAAGAAGCCGCCUUUCGCUCCGUAUCGACGCUUGAAGGGCGUCUGCGGCACUUGCGACAAUCCAACUUUUCGUUGGAGGAGUUUGUGCGGCUGAAGGGCAAAGAGAGUUAUUAUCUGGGCGCCAAGACGGACUGCCUGCGCCUUGUAGACGAGAUCAACCUGCUGCUGAAAGAUACCGACCGCACCCGCGGCAUCGGAGGAGGCCCCGUCUUGCUUUUGGGUGAACAUUAG